Molecule: messenger RNA, 922 nt
Organism: Bipolaris sorokiniana ND90Pr
Lineage: Eukaryota; Fungi; Ascomycota; Dothideomycetes; Pleosporales; Pleosporaceae
Exons: 1
Coding region: 115-513 (132 amino acids)
Source: RefSeq, a predicted model, not a curated record
AGCUUGGCCAACCCCCCAAAAAAGCAAAAAAAGUUCAAUCACUCCAACAAAUCGAAACCCCCUCAGCGUAAAGAGAAAAAAAGAUAACAAGGGAAAAGGGGAAAAGGAAAAAAAAUGUCAUACCUAACCCAAAUCACAAACCUAGCCGAAUAUGUCGCCUGCAUCAAAGCCACAGCCGGCAAAACCAUCCUCCUUGCCUACUGGCCCGAAGACUCUACCUCCAACGAAGUUGUCGCCGCACUGAAUAAGCUGCUGCCAGCGUCCAGCUACGCAGAGCACGAUGUGGUAGAUGUGUACUGCUUCGACAUGUAUUCGUUACCGGAGCUGGGCACCACACUGGAUAUCAGUUUUGUGCCGACGCUUAUGUGGUUUCAAGAUGGGGUCAUGGAUCCGAUUGUGUGGCAUGAGGGCGUGGCGAUUGAGGGGGAGAGCGUGGAGAAGGGGGUUAAGAGGGUGGUGGAUAGGGUUAAAGGGGGAGAUAUUGCGGGAGAGGAUAGUGAUGAUGAUUGGUAGGUUGGGGGUGACGGGUGCGGAUGACGGCGUUGGGGAGAGGAGGGGGAGCGUGGGGUUACGAUUUGUAUUCGUGGUGCUACUGAGGUCUGGGGACUGAGAGUACUGCUGAAGUUUUCGUUGUGCUCAAUGCUAGCUUCGAUUUGAUACUCGUCCUGGCACCUUCUUCAAAUCGCAUCUUGUCGGACGGCCCGUUUGGAACAGCUGGUUUCGACAAGCGUAACAUAAAGUCCAGCCUUCCGGUAGUCUCCAUUGCAGGACCUUUUUUUCCGAUGGCGCAAGGCGCAUUCACAUUAGCCUUGCAGGGGACUUGUUAGGGCUCCGAUGGCGAGGGAUCAAACAACCGUUAGAGUACAAACUGUGAAUUUUGGUCAUACAGCAUGAACAGUAGAAUACAUUUUCAUUAAACUAG